Messenger RNA from Argentina anserina (silverweed cinquefoil), 2390 nucleotides. RefSeq lists its product as uncharacterized. Bases 232 to 2082 code for a protein of 616 amino acids. NCBI's taxonomy places the organism in Eukaryota, Viridiplantae, Streptophyta, Magnoliopsida, Rosales, Rosaceae. The transcript has 13 exons. The record is from RefSeq and is a predicted model, not a curated record.
GAAGAAGAAGAAGAAGCAGCAGCAGCAGCAGCAGCUUUGGAAAUUCAGGGUCUUUUUUUGGGUUGUAUAAAGCUUGCUUUAAGUACCCAUUUCAAUCAAGUAAUCCAGGAUUUCUAAAGCUUGUUUGUACCUGCAUAUAGCUUCUAGGUCUUCUACUACCAGAAGCCAAGCUGUUUCUGCGUUUUGGAGGAUUUGCUUAAUGUGGUAAAAGCCAAACCCCAUGAUCGCAGGAUGAUGUGUGACUCACCAAUCGUCCAAUCUAAGUUCAGCCAAAGUGAUUCUCUCUCCAGAUAUUCGCAUUCUAGCAUCUCAUGUAAUUCUGAAUGUCAGUCAAGGAUUGUGAAAGAUGACUCUUUUUUGAAGGUGAGUAAACCUGAUGAAGGUAUCAGACGACUUGGAUCAUGCAAUAAAAGUUCAUACCCGUACAAGUUCCAGCUUGAACAGGAUGUACAAAGACUGGAACGCCAGCUGCUUGAAGAAAUAGAGCUACAUGCUAUUCUGGAAAAUGCAAUUGAGAAAAAUAUUACAAGUUUCUCAAGUGCAUCAUCCCUUCCUUACAAUGCUAAAGAGCUCCUGAGCAAUAUUGCUGAGCUGGAGGUUACAGUUUCAGAACUAGAACAGGAGUUUGUUGCUUUGCAUUUCCAACUAAGUCAAGAAAGAAAUGAAAGAAGGCUUGCGGAAUACCGUCUGAGGCAUCCAUCUCCUCAGUUGAUGUCUCCUCACCCCUCUGGAAUAAUGAAACUUCCGAUUUCAUCUCCGUCGAGGUGUACAGAGCAGUCAAGUCCUGAACUUCGUAAUUUGUCAAGAAAUGACUCGUGGCAGGAGGCACAAGAUCAAUCAUCAGAAACUAGUGGUGAAACACCAUCCUUGCAAUCAGUAAUUGAGAAUGCGGUGGACUCAGUUGCAUGUGGCGGUGAUAUGAAAAAUUCAAGGAAGAUGGAUCUCGUAUCUUUACAACCUUCUGACAUCAGAAUGCUUCCUAAAGGGUUGCCCAGCAAGGGCCUCUGGGAUCAUCCUAAUCAACUGUCAGAGGAGAUGGUUAGAUGUAUGAAAAAUAUUUUCAUAUCUUUGGCUGAUUCAGAUGUACCAUCAUUUUCUUCUUCCCAAGAGAGCCACUUGUCACCUCAGUCACCACGUGGACAUCUCUCUAAUUCCUCAUGGUGGUCAUCAUCUGAACGGUCGGUGAUUUCAUCAUGGGUGCAGAGCCCACAGGUAGAUAUACAGAAUAACUCUGAAGUAUUAGCUUCAGAAAACGCCUGUGAUCCCUACAGAGUUAGAGGGAAACUGAGUUGGGCAGACAUUGGGAGCUAUGGAUUAGCAACUGAAGUGUCUUGGAUGUCGGUUGGUAAGAAGCAGUUAGAAUAUGCUGCUGGUGCUCUGAGGAGGUUCAGAGUACUUGUGGAGCAACUGGCAAAAAUAAAUCCUAUCCAUUUGAGCUGCAAUGAGAAGCUUGCUUUCUGGAUGAACUUAUAUAAUGCACUUAUCAUGCAUGCUUACUUGGCUUAUGGAGUCCCUAGAAGUGAUUUGAAGCUUUUCUCUUUGAUGCAAAAGGCAGCUUACACUGUUGGGGGACAUUCUUACAGUGCCACUGCUAUCGAGUAUGUAAUUUUGAAGAGCAAACCUCCACUCCAUAGACCCCAAAUUGCAUUGCUUCUUGCCCUUCACAAGCUUAAGGUUUCAGAUGAGCAACGGAAGUCUGUAAUUGAUACAUAUGAACCACUUGUUACCUUUGCUUUAAGCUGUGGAAUGUACUCUUCACCGGCGGUAAGAAUCUACACUGCAAAAAAUGUAAGGGAAGAACUUCAGGAAGCACAGCGUGAUUUUGUUCGAGCUUCAGUUGGGGUUAGUAACAAGGGGAGGUUAUUGGUGCCAAAAAUGCUGCACUGCUUUGCCAAAGGCUCUGUGGAUGAUUCAAAUUUGGCUGUAUGGAUAUCACAUUACCUCCCGCCCCACCAAGCUAUCUUUGUUGAACAAUGCAUAUCACAAAGGCGGCAAGGCCUGCUUGGUUCGCGCAACUGUGGCAUUUUGCCAUUUGAUUCACGUUUCCGUUACCUAUUUCUACCCGACAAAAUUCCAUCAUGAUGGUAAUGAUAUCUGGCAAUACUACGGUUUUAUACACCAUGGAGUAGUCUGUUCAGGUUGAGCAAGCUAAAACCAGAUGGUGGAAGUGUCGUUCACCAGAUUUAGAAACACAGGUCAGUCAGGUCUUUCACCUCAUAGACCUCUUAUAAUCCCUCACGGGUACAGUGAACACCUCACCGGUACGGUGUUGUACAUUUUGUUCAUGGAUAACAAGAGUUCAGGUAUAGUGUAGGAAAUCGUUGUGUAUUCAUUCCACUUGUACUACAAACGGCCAAUAAGAGUGAGAUUGUGAGUUUUGAUUGCUAAAA